This is a messenger RNA of Aethalodelphis obliquidens (Pacific white-sided dolphin), 6207 nucleotides long. It is a transcript of the gene SMPDL3A, whose product is annotated as sphingomyelin phosphodiesterase acid like 3A. The coding region runs from base 128 to 1489 and encodes 453 amino acids. The transcript is spliced from 8 exons. Gene Ontology annotation, molecular function: sphingomyelin phosphodiesterase activity. Gene Ontology annotation, biological process: sphingomyelin catabolic process. The record is from RefSeq and is a predicted model, not a curated record. Lineage: Eukaryota; Metazoa; Chordata; Mammalia; Artiodactyla; Delphinidae.
GCCCUCUCACGUGACCACUGGGCGUCAACCCCAGCAGAGGUCUUCCUCCUCCCCAGCCCCGGACCCUACGGUCGUGUGGAGCCCCGGGACUGUAAUAGGUCUCCCAGGCCCGUGGCCGCGACCCGCGAUGGCGCGGCUGGGCGCGCUCGUCUGCUGCCUGCUGGCUGCUUGGCACUGCCGCCCCGGCCUCGGACUGCCUCUGGCUCCCACUGGCGGCCCGAGUCCCAGUCCGGCGGUGGGACAGUUUUGGCACGUGACUGACUUACACUUAGACCCUACUUACCACAUCACAGAUGACCACACAAAAGUGUGCGCUUCCUCGAAAGGUGCAAGCGCCUCCAAUCCUGGCCCUUUUGGAGAUGUUCUAUGUGAUUCUCCUUAUCACCUCAUUUUGUCAGCAUUUGAUUUUAUUAAAAAUUCAGGACAGGAAGCAUCUUUUAUGAUAUGGACAGGGGAUAGCCCACCUCAUGUUCCAGUGCGUGAACUCUCAACAGACACGGUCAUAAAUGUGAUUGCUAAUAUGACCACCACAGUCCAGAGUCUCUUUCCAAAUCUCCAGGUUUUCCCUGCACUGGGUAAUCAUGACUAUUGGCCACAGGAUCAACUGCCUGUAUUCACCAGCAAGGUGUACAAUGCAGUAGCAAGCCUCUGGAAGCCAUGGCUGGAUGAAGAAGCUAUUAGUACUCUAAGGAAAGGUGGCUUUUAUUCACAGAAAGUUUCAACUAAUCUGAACUUUAGGAUCAUCAGUCUCAACACAAACUUAUACUAUGGCCCAAAUAUCGUGACCCUAAAUAAGACUGACCCAGCAAAUCAGUUUGAAUGGCUAGAAAAUACACUGAACAUCUCUCAGCAAAAUAAGGAGAAGGUGUACAUCAUAGCUCAUGUUCCAGUGGGGUACCUGCCUUAUUCAAGGAGCAUCACGGCAAUGAGAGAAUACUAUAAUGAGAAAUUGAUAGAUAUUUUUAGAAAAUACAGUAACAUCAUUGCAGGACAAUUUUAUGGACACACUCACAGAGAUAGUAUUAUGGUUCUUUCAGAUAAAAAAGGAAAUCCGAUAAAUUCUUUGUUUGUGGCUCCUGCUGUUACUCCAGUGAAGAGUGUUUUAGAAAAACAGACCAACAAUCCUGGUGUCAGACUAUUUCAAUAUGAUCCUCGUGAUUAUAAAUUACUGGAUGUGCUACAGUAUUACUUGAACCUGACGGAUGCUAAUCUAAAGGGAAAAUCUAAUUGGAAGCUGGAGUAUACCCUGACCCAGGCCUAUGACAUUGAAGAUUUGCAGCCAAAAAGUUUGUAUGAAUUAGCUAAACAAUUUGCAAUCUUAGACAGUAAACAGUUUAUAAAAUACUACAAUUACUUCUUUGUGAGUUAUGACAGUAGGGUAAUUUGUGAUGAGAAAUGUAAGGCCUUUCAGAUUUGUGCAAUUAUGAAUCUUGAUGUUAUUUCUUAUACAGAUUGCCUCAAACAGUAUUAUAUAAAGCACAAUCCAUAGUAUUUCACAGUCUGUACUCAUAGAAAAUGUACCAUUGCUCUGUUUCUGAGAUCAGUUUGUGGAAUUGUUAUGCAAAAAUUUGUGAGUUACUGAGUGGGCAGGAAGAAUUCCUGUCUUUGCUUUUUUAUGAUGCCCAAAAUGUAGAUAUUUUUAACAUCCUAAAUUUUUAUUAUAUCGAAUGUAUCUAAACUGCCCAUUACUAGAAUGAUAUUUGGAUGUAAAUACCCUAUCUUUCAGUUUAUAUAAUUGCAUUUAAUUUAUACUCUUGUUGAAAUUGUCAUUUAUACAAUAAGACAAAUUACUUUUCCCUAAGUAUGAUGAAUUAUUUUUAAUAUGAUAAUUUUCAGUCUUUUAAUUCAUUCUUCUGGACACUUCAUGUGUAAACUGAGGUUCAGACAGUUUUAAGUAUCAUGAGGUUGACACUGUUUAUACACUAUCUAUACUCUUGGGAAAACACCAAGGUCACAUUAGGGCCAUCUCUGAGUCUAUGAAACAUCAUAGGACAUGACCUCACUAGCUGUCUUCAUUCUGUGAGUGAAGGGGAGUCCUCUUUAGAACUAAGUUUUAAGGAAGAGGAUGUCACGGGAGAAUGGCUAAAUAUUUUAUCAAACUUUAAAAAUGCAGAAAUAGUAUUUAUAUGUUGCUUACAGAUACAUGUAAUAGAUUCCCCCAGAAGAGGUGUGUUGGUAAACAUCAAAUACAGGAAUGUUGGAGGUUAAUGAAUGGGAAAGUUGAUUGGGGAGAGAUAUAUAAGGGGAUUUAAAUGUGUUGGUAACGUUUUAUUUCCUAGUUCAAUCAAUUUCCUAGUGGCUAUGUUAAUGUUAGCUCUAUUUUUCUUUAUAUAUUUUUAAAUAUAUUAAGUACUAUAGAGAUCCAGCCUUUAAAGUUGAUGAUAUUGGCUCUUCUACGGAGAAUGAUUCAUAAUGAAAGCAUGGAGACGCUUGGAGGGUUUGAAGUAGUCUAGUAGAGAAGGGACUGUGGGGGGUGCUGAGGUGCUGGCAGUGGAGAGAAGUAGCCCUUUUGUGAUAUAUUUGGUAAGUAGAAGCAGCAGGAUUUAUUGAUGGCAAGGAUGUACGAGCUAAAGUACAGAGAGAAAUAAAGGAUGACUGCUAGAUUUUUGGCUGGAGAAACUGGUAGAUGGUUGUGUUAUGAGGGAGUUGGGAUUACUAGAAGAGGAGAGGGCUGGCAGGGAGUGUGAGGGGCACAGAGCAACAGAUUAAGAGUACUAUAGUGUAUUACAGCUGAUACAGGCUACCCAAGAAUUCCUCUAGUUCUUUAAACAUUUUUCUAUUCUAAUCAUCUCUAAAUUGAGAACUUAAGGAUUUCUUUUAAAAAAUAAAUUUGUACCCUAAGAAAGCAGCCAAACAACUCAGACUCUACUACUGUGAUUGUUUCUACAAUAUUUAAAAUUUAUUAGGAAUAAACAUGACUUACUUAUAGGAAUGUAUCAUCUGCCUGCCUCCCCACUGGUACUGCCUAAAUCAUUCUAGACAAACAUCAAGGACACUUAAGGAAAGGAAAAAUAGUAUUAAUUCAGUUAUUGAUGAGCUAUCUAUUCUUUCGGUAGAGAAUGGAUUUUCUCAAGCUACAGCAUCCCCUACUUGAGUUGCUUCUCCUUGGAGCAAUUAUGUGUGUUAAGCAUAAUUAGGCAACCUUUCCAUGAGCACAGAAAGAAAUAAUAAGGUAAGGAUCAUGUUUAUUUUAUAAUUAGUUUUUCAAAACAUACCUGAAAUUCCUGUUUUACAAAAUUCUCCUCAUUAAAAUUUAGUGUGAUUCAUCAUCCUUAAUUUUUAGUAAAACAAAUUUCUUUCUACAAUCUGUUGUUUAAUUUUAAACAAAUCAGUAUAAAACUCCUCUCUUUUAUUGUAAAACUUCAGGUCUUUUGCAUUCUAUGCUAUACAUAGUACAUUCCCUUAUGAAAGUUCUAUGUCCCCAAACUGGUGGUUUUAGGAAGAUGGCUGUGAGUGUCCCCUGACCAUUGCCUUGUAGGCUUGGAGGACUGUUCUUUAUGCAGGACUAGGGACCCAGUGGUCCUUUUGGUUUCUGUAGCCUUUGUUCCUGCCUCAGUGAAGACUCUUUGCUCCCAUCACCACCCCAUAUUCUAAUUAACAUAGAUUGUCAGUUUCUAAACACACAUGUAAUUAUACAUUUCAAAAGAUUUUCAAUAUGUAUGUUUGAUAACUUACUUGAAUUCAAAAUACGUAACUCAAAACUCAACAGUAAGAAAACAACCCAAUUUUUUAAAAUGUCAAAAGAUCCAAAUACUUCACCGGUGAAGAAAUACGAAUGGCAAACAAGCAUGUAAAAAGAUACUCUACAACAUUAGUCAUUUAAAAAAAUGUAAACUAAAAAGUAAAAAAAAAAUUUAAAGUAAAUAAAUUACUACUACACACCAAUUGAAUUGUUUUUUGAAAAAUUGACAGUGUCGAGAACUGGUGAAGACAGAACUGAAACUCUUAUAUAGUGUUCUUUUCUCCCCUUUUUAAAGUGGUACACUUUGUUGGAUUAAUUUCUAUUCUUUUAUUAGCUUCAGAUGUAGCAUAUAUUUCAAUUUCCUAAUUUAUUAUAAGGUUGGGAUUUAUUUAUUUUUCAUUUUUAAUGACAUUUAUUGUUUUCUUUCUAAUUUUACAAGUGAUACAUGUUCAUUGCAUUCAACUAGAAAUACAUAAAAGGAUAAAGUAAAAAGUAACAAUCACCCAUAAUCCCCACCUCUCAUAGGUAAUGACCAUGAGCAGUUUGAUGCAUUUACUCUGUGUCUAUAUAUGCAUAUAUUUUUAAUAAUUAAAGAAUAAUUGACCUACAACACUAUGUUAGUUUCAGGUGCAUGACAUAGUGACUGGAUAUUUCUUUAUAUUACAAAAUCAUCACGAUGAAAAGUCUAGUUACCAUGUGUCACCAUACACAGAUAUUACAGUAUAAUUGACUAUAUUCCUCAUGUUGUACAUUUCAUCUCUGGACUCAUUUAUUUUAUAAUUGGAAGUUUGUACCUCUUAAUCUCCCUCUUUUAUUUCACCCAUACCCCCAUCCACCUCCCCUCUGGCAACCACCUGUUUGUUCUCAGUAUCUAUAACUCUGUUUCUGUUGAAUUAUGUUAGUUCAUUUGUUUUCUUUUUUAGACUGCACAUAUAAGUGAAAUCAUACAGUAUUUGUCUUUCUCUGUCUGACUUAUUUCACUUAGCAUAAUACCCUCUAGGUCCAUCCAUGCAAUUACCCAUUUCUUCACCUUUGCUCACAUUGUUCCUUUUCCCAAUCUAAAGUCCCCCAUUUCUUGCUCUCUCUAAUAUUGUUUUUCUUAAGACCUCACAUAAAAACUACCUUUGUUGUCAAAACUUAUCUGACCUCUUCAGGCACACUUAAAUCUUCUCUCCUUGGGGCCACCAUCGUUACCUUAUUUGAAACAUCAAUGCCAUUUUUCUCUGUUCCCUCUCUUCCUUUAGUUCUGAGAGGACAGGGCUCUGCUUUACCCAACUUUGUAUCCCCAUCACCUAACACAAUGCUUGACAAAUAGGUAAGUAAGCUUUAUAAUGAACAGUAUCAAAUUAAUGAAAUUAUAUCUAUGUUGGGAGAUAUUUUUCUCCAUUUCUUGCUGAUGGCCAAAUUCCUUAAUGACUAGAUAAAGCCAUCUAUUAUUAUCAUUAAGCAGCAGAGAUUAAAGGUUGAAGAUAGAAAUGUUUGGCUUAGGCAAUCCAUUGAUGGAAACAUUUACACUAAUGGGUAACAAGUUUAGUCAGCCAUCCUACGUGCCUGAGAGCAUACUGAUUCCAGUUGAGACAGAGAGGAUGGAUUCUGGCAUUGGCAUUGGCGGGUUGGGGAAAGAGAACUGAGAAGCGAAGUGGGGAUUUUGAGACAUAAGAAAAGAAGGGUAGCCUGUCCUCUCACAUGCUGGUAAGGAAAAGGGCUUAGUGAGUAGAAGGUCAUCGGGAGGCCAUAUGAUAAGUUGAUGAGAUCAGGGAUUCUAGUUUGUGUAGUUCAAGGUACUUACCUCUCUGUAAUUCAGUUUGUCUCGUCAAUUAAAAUGAGAGUUACAGCAUCACCUGAUUUAUAACAUUAUUGUGGGAACUAAGUGAAAAUGCAAAGUGCAUAGCUCAGUUUCUGGACAUUGUAAGCAUUAUGUAAAAGUUAUAAAUAUUAAUAUGAUUUUUGACAUUGUUAGAUGCCCACAGAGAACAGAGUAGAUUUGACAGGGACUUGGAAGUACAGUCAAGAAAAACAGAACCUCAUACUUUUCAGUGUUGUUCUGGGGAACGUUCAGUUUAUACACACAUAAAGCCACAAGCACUGUGUUUUGUAUGGCACAAUUCUCUCCACAAAUAUAGGGUUCCUGUGGUGUUCCAGGUGCUGUUCUAUGUGCUAGGUAAACAGCAGUGAACAAAACAGAUGAAGAUUCCUUCCUUUAUGGAGCUCAUUCUAGCGUGCGCAUUACUGUGAUGAGUGUGUGUAUGUGCGCGCGCGCACGCGUGUGGGCGCAGCUUAUGGGGAACACUGAUUGCCUUUGAACCACAUUGCACAUAACUAAAACUGAUUUAACAAUUAAAAUAUUUUAAAUGUUUUUAACAGGAUCACCUUCAUUACAAUGGACUUCAUUCCCAGAAACUAUUGAGUAGGGGUUGUGACUGUCAUGUCACAAAACAAGAGGGUCAGAAAUACUGACAACUGUAUUACAAAGAUGUCCACUUGAGCCUUUGCUAUUUGGGAAGAAUGAUAAAAAGUUGCUAAAA